This is a messenger RNA of Puma concolor (puma), 1788 nucleotides long. It is a transcript of the gene ORC4, whose product is annotated as origin recognition complex subunit 4. Gene Ontology annotation, biological process: DNA replication; DNA replication initiation. Gene Ontology annotation, molecular function: ATP binding; DNA replication origin binding; ATP hydrolysis activity. The record is from RefSeq and is a predicted model, not a curated record. Gene Ontology annotation, cellular component: nucleus; nuclear origin of replication recognition complex. Lineage: Eukaryota; Metazoa; Chordata; Mammalia; Carnivora; Felidae.
GGCAGUGGCAGGUGAAGCUGAGCUGACUACGCGGCCAGGGGCGCUUGUGAAGCGGUUCCUGUGGUGGCUAGAUUGCUGCUCUGCCGUGGCUAUGUCUUUUUUCCUUUUAGUGUGCCUUGUAACAUUUUGUUGAAAGCCAGAAAUGAUGUACUGUCUAUAAAGAACUGAGGAUUUCAGUUUGUUGAAAUGAGCAGUCGUAAAUCAAAGAGUAACAACUUAAUACAUGCAGAGCUCCUUUCACAGGUACAAAGAGUUUUACGGGAAAGAUUUUGUCAUCAAAGCCCACAUAGUAACUUAUUUGGAGUACAAGUACAAUACAAACACUUAAUUGAGCUGCUAAAAAGAACUGCUAUCCAUGGAGAAAGUAACUCUGUUCUCAUUAUUGGGCCCCGAGGAUCAGGAAAGACCACGUUAAUAAACCAUGCUUUGAAAGAACUAAUGGAAAUAGAAGAAGUGAGUGAGAAUGUAUUACAAGUUCACCUAAAUGGACUGCUGCAGAUCAAUGAUAAAAUUGCCCUAAAGGAAAUCACAAGACAGUUAAAUCUGGAAAAUGUAGUUGGAGAUAAAGUUUUUGGAAGCUUUGCUGAAAACCUUUCAUUUCUUCUGGAAGCUUUGAAAAAAGGUGACAGGUCUAGUAGUUGCCCAGUGAUCUUCAUAUUAGAUGAAUUUGAUCUUUUUGCUCAUCAUAAAAACCAGACACUCCUCUAUAAUCUUUUUGACAUUUCUCAGUCUGCACAGACUCCACUAGCAGUUAUUGGUCUUACAUGUAGAUUGGAUAUUUUGGAACUCUUAGAAAAAAGAGUGAAGUCACGAUUUUCUCACCGGCAGAUACAUUUAAUGAAUUCAUUUGGUUUUCCACAAUAUCUUAAAAUAUUUAAAGAACAAUUAUCUCUACCUGCAGAAUUUCCAGACAAGCUCUUCACUGAGAAGUGGAAUGAGAGCAUUCAGUGUCUCACAGAAGAUAGAAGUGUGCGAGAAGUACUACAAAAGCAUUUCAAUGUCAGCAAAAACCUGCGGUCAUUACACAUGCUAUUGAUGCUUGCUUUAAAUCGCGUAACAACAUCACACCCAUUUAUGACUGCAGCAGAUAUGAUGGAGGCCCACCAGUUCUGUAGCAUGGACUCUAAAGCAAAUAUCGUACAUGGUCUGUCAGUCUUGGAAAUCUGUCUUAUAAUAGCGAUGAAACAUUUAAAUGACAUCUAUGAAGAGGAGCCCUUUAAUUUUCAAAUGGUCUAUAAUGAGUUUCAGAAGUUUGUUCAAAGGAAGGCCCAUUCUGUUUAUAAUUUUGAGAAACCUGUUGUCAUGAAGGCUUUUGAACACUUACAACAAUUAGAAUUAAUAAGGCCCAUGGAAAGAACUUCAGUAAAUACACAGAGAGAGUACCAGCUGAUGAAACUACUUUUGGAUAAUACUCAAAUUAUGAAUGCUUUGCAGAAAUACCCCAACUGUCCUACAGAUGUUAGGCAGUGGGCAACAUCCUCACUAAGCUGGUUAUGAACAUAACCAGUGGCUUCACUUAUGGAGUUUCAGGCAUACUUCUCUAAGGAACUAAAAGCUAUUGUCCUUUAACAAGAUAUGUUAUUACAUUUUCUUAUAUUUAUAAAACUGUAUUUUUGUAUUUAUGGGAGACUGUUAUACAUGUAGGUCUUGGCUGUGUCUUGCCUUUGAAUCAUGAACAGUUACAUGAUUUAUAAUUCCAGUGGUUUAGAUUAUAUUGUAAGAGUUCAAAGAAAUAAAUGUGACUGUUUUAGGAAAUGAACCAUAUGCUUAUUUAACACUUGUCAAGUA